AUCAUCAUCAUCAUCAUCAUCUUCGUCAGCAGUGCCACCGUCGCCCAGAGUGGCCAAGAAGAUUGUCGAAGCAAAGUCUGCCGCUGUCGCUUCAAAGAUGCCAAAGAUUUACACCAAGACUGGCGACAAGGGCACUUCGGGCUUGUUCACGGGCGAGCGGCGACCAAAGGACGAUGCCGUGUUUGAAGCACUCGGCGCCACCGACGAGCUCACGAGCGCACUGGCAUUGGCUCGCGAGUUUACCCUCAGCGUCAACGAAAACCUCGCCGAGCAGUUUGAGACGAUUCAAUGCGUUCUGCAGGACAUUGGCUCGAAUGUGGCCACUCCGCGCACGACGGAAGACAAGGCACGAAAGGGAUUCACCGAGUUUGAUCCGACUCAAGUCGAGGAGCUCGAGCAGUGGAUUGAUGCAAUGGACGAGCAGUUGCCUCCCUUGCGCAACUUUAUUCUUCCUUCUGGAGGCAAAGCAAGCAGCGCCAUUCACAUUGCGCGCAGCAUCUCUCGUCGUGCAGAGCGCCGAGUGGUGCCCUUGGUCCGCGAUGGCGAGGCCGACGAGGCUGCCGGUCGGUACUUGAAUCGAUUGAGCGACUACUUGUUCACCGCAGCACGCUAUGCUGCCAUGCUGGAACACAAGCCAGAGAUUGUUUACAAGACUCGCGCAAAAGUGCUGGAAGAGCGUCGCGCAAAGACUGUGUCCCAAAGCAAAUCUUGAACGUGGUGAAUUGAUUGUACAUGCAGAUUUUAUGUGACAAAGUGUAACAUGCACUAACAAAACAAACGCGCAAAAACUCGGCCCGCUCAAGGAGCAGGCAUGCUGGCAAAAUUCACGCCGA
Capsaspora owczarzaki ATCC 30864 is the source of this 833-nucleotide messenger RNA. RefSeq names its product ATP:cob(I)alamin adenosyltransferase. Lineage: Eukaryota; Filasterea; Ministeriida; Capsasporidae. The transcript has 6 exons. Gene Ontology annotation, molecular function: corrinoid adenosyltransferase activity. The record is from RefSeq and is a predicted model, not a curated record. Bases 98 to 712 code for a protein of 204 amino acids.